Marchantia polymorpha subsp. ruderalis is the source of this 1462-nucleotide messenger RNA. The record is from the annotation of a GenBank genome assembly. Lineage: Eukaryota; Viridiplantae; Streptophyta; Marchantiopsida; Marchantiales; Marchantiaceae.
GUUCACGAUCGCAGAGUGGCAACUAGCACUGCGAGCAGGAGGCAAACCGAAGGAGAUGGCCUCGAUCGAGGAGAUAGCAGGAUGACGGGAACGAGCGCUGGUGCUCUCACAGACCACUAAUGGAAGCGUGGAGUCCGGCAGAGGGCGACUCAGGGCGUCGGGAGAUGACUGGCCCGAGCGCAGCGUAGCACGCAACCUACAGGUUCAGAAGAAGCAGAGAAGAGAAAUUCGUGGCUCUGAGUGAACCAGACAAGGGUAUGAGAAUCAGGUGAUGCAGGGCCAAAUAUCACAUGGCUGGCGUUGUCAGGCUUAGCCCCAUGCUUUGGAGCUCUCGCAGGUACAGGACAGGUAGAUGUAAGAAUUUCCGGAGCGCGAGCAUUGAUAAAAGCCUGGUGCACCCCACCAAAUCCAGCAGAUGCAAUUGGAGCCACGAGAGCGCGCACCCAAUCCUUCGGGCCUCCACAACGCUCCAAACUUACUAUCCUCCACUCCGGCGCCCUGGCCAUUGGGCUGCGCAGGCUCGGGGCUCGUACGGCCGGGCCCGGGGCCGCGCAGCGCCACGAGAUGGCCGAGAGGGUCUUGUGGUCCUCCGCGCUCGGGCCAGCCGGAGGAGAAUUUCGUUCGCCCAUACGUCAUACUGGUAUGGUCAAAUGGAGUCCGUCGCCUGCUGUCCAUCCGUUCGCCGUGGACCCCAGCCGAGUGGAUGGCUUCGAUGGUCAGCAGCGGGCAAGGUGGAUCUGGCACGGCGAGAAGGCGGGGGCGCGUCCGGAGAGGAAUUUUGGCGGACGGGCAGCGCGGGGGUUGACGGACGGGGUGACGGGCGGAUCUCGCAGACGACGGAGAGCGAGCAAAAUGAUACCGCAGGCUCGGAGCACCCUCCUUCGGAGCCACAUGCUGCGAUCCGGUGGUCCGCGUGGCAGCAUAUGUAGCGGGUGCCACAGGCGCCAGCCGAGGUGGCGCGGAUUGGCUGCCCCGCGGCACGUGUCGCGCUCCGAGGAAACUUCAGGGUGACAUUUUCACCGUCGGGCUUGGGGAUCGCGGGUUCGUGGCGCCCACACGUGCCUUCUCGAGUUGUCGAGCUCGCGGGCUCACAUGGUCGUCACGGCCUCUCGCUGCGCAGCAACGGGUGGCUUGGAACUAUUGCGGGUCACCUGACGUGGCUGAGUUCUCGAGCUCAGCUUACCAAAGGUCCCCAUCUAAUCGUCGAUGAUGAUGAUGAUGGUGGUGGUGGUGGUGCACAGCACCCCAGGGCAUGGCUCUCGUCCCCUCCCCUCCCAUUCCAUGGAUGCUCUCGAUGAUCAUGUGCCAUGCCUAGCCAUGUACCGCUCUCCCCUCGGCACCAUCGUCGACCCCGCGCGCGAUCCACUAGCAAACACGGCCGAUUUCGACCCGCACCAGGAGCGUCGGACGCAGCCAUUCUCCGACUGAGCGCAGCAGCGCCAGCGCCAUCGCGCCCCCAUCG